AUGGCUGACAUAAGCGGGAGAUCUUCAGUAGUUCAUCACACAUCGGGUUCUGUGACCAAAAACGCCGUCCCAGACUGGGAUGCGUUUAAUUGCGUUACUCCACCUUCGCUUGUCCGCAUGAGAAGGGUCAUGCCAAUGAUAUCCAUCUCUCGAACGCUUCUCACCAUGCGUUGCGAGUAUCUCAGCGCCGCCGCCAAGGAACGCAUCUUGUUAUCGCGCAGGGCCGCGUUGCACCGAGGAUCUCAAUGUUACUAUCAAUAUGGCGCUUCGCGAAGUAGAAGAAACCCAGAAAGAUGCGACGUAGGACCUACCAUCAGCGCUGUCUCAAGAUCAGCGCUGUUCCAAGGAUACCGAACCUCUCCAGUAUUAACACUUCAAUAUUCUUCCUUCGGCAAAACGGGAAGACUUGGCGUUUUUUGCGAACCAUCAUAUGAUAUCAACUCACUUGACCUCACAGGAUGCACAAGUCAACACGGGACGCAACGUAUCUGCAUUAGAACACUUCAGGGUGUUCUAUGGCAGAUCUAA
This is a messenger RNA of Fomitiporia mediterranea MF3/22, 528 nucleotides long. RefSeq lists its product as uncharacterized. The coding region runs from base 1 to 528 and encodes 175 amino acids. The record is from RefSeq and is a predicted model, not a curated record. NCBI's taxonomy places the organism in Eukaryota, Fungi, Basidiomycota, Agaricomycetes, Hymenochaetales, Hymenochaetaceae. The transcript is spliced from 2 exons.